Messenger RNA from Ophidiomyces ophidiicola, 2886 nucleotides. RefSeq names its product Platinum sensitivity protein (gene PSY2). Gene Ontology annotation, cellular component: protein phosphatase 4 complex; nucleoplasm. The coding region runs from base 1 to 2886 and encodes 961 amino acids. Gene Ontology annotation, molecular function: protein phosphatase activator activity. The transcript is spliced from 8 exons. NCBI's taxonomy places the organism in Eukaryota, Fungi, Ascomycota, Eurotiomycetes, Onygenales, Onygenaceae. Gene Ontology annotation, biological process: DNA damage response; protein dephosphorylation. The record is from RefSeq and is a predicted model, not a curated record.
AUGGCCCUGGCGAUCCCGCCGCCAAACGAUCGCAAGCGGGUCAAGGUCUACGAGCUCAAGGACAAUGACUGGUUCGAUAGAGGCACCGGCUUCUGCACCGGCCAGAUUCUCGAUGUACGACCCCUCCCCAGCUGGCUCUCGCAUACGCGCGCGCGCAUGCCCGCAGGAGCGCUGGCUCCUGUGCACCAAGCCAUUGUGUGCGAUGAACCGAGGAUACUGGUCGAGUCGGAGGACCAGCCCGACCGCAUGCUGCUCGAAACCAAGAUAUCCAAGGAUGAUGGAUAUCAGAAACAACAAGAGACGUUGAUAGUAUGGACGGAGCCAAACGGCACUGAUAUGGCCCUCAGCUUCCAGGAAGCAGACGGUUGCGCUGUCAUAUGGGAAUUUGUGCGCCAUGUUCAACAACACUUCAUGGGAUUAGCCGGCCCAGACGACCCGCUCUCAGACGAUGCGCUGGAUUCCUUAUCGACCGCCAUAAUGCUGCCUGCCCCCGAACUCGCCAAUCUCGCCGACAUAGAGAACGCAAUGCGCGCCGCCAGCAACUCCCAGGCCGGCAGGGAUGCGAUCUCGAAAUUCGUUAUCCGCGAUGACUACAUCCUGAAGCUUCUUCCCCUCGUGUCGACCGCUGAAGACCUGGAGAGCCUGCCCGACCUGCACCGGCUGUGCAACAUCAUGAAAUCCCUGAUCCUCCUGAACGACAACACCAUCAUUGAACUGGUUGUGAGCGACCAUGUCAUUAGUGGAGUCGUUGGCGCUCUAGAAUAUGAUCCGGAGUUCCCCGCGCAUAAAGCCAAUCACCGACAGUACCUGAACGACCGCAGCCGUUACAAGGAGGUCGUUCCUAUAAAAGAUCCAAUAAUUCUACGGAAGAUCCGUCAUACUUGGCGCCUGCAGUACCUCAAGGAUGUCGUGCUGGCCAGAAUCUUGGACGACCCUACUUUCUCCGUUCUGAACUCCCUUAUCUUCUUCAACCAAGUCGACAUAGUCCAACACCUUCAGACCAAUACGCCGUUUCUCAACGAGCUCUUUUCAUUAUUCAGCCCUAGAAAUACUGACAAUAGACGGAAAGAUGAUGCGGUGCAGUUCAUCCACCAAUGUGCGUUGAUCGCGAAGAACUUGCAGGCCGGCGCUCGCGGGAGUUUGUUUGGAAGUUUUAUCAACCAUGGCCUCUUUUCCGUGAUCGUGUACGCCGUCAAGCAUCCUAGACCACCCGUUAGAACCACCGGUGUGGAUAUUCUUGUUGCCCUUUUGGAUCAUGACCCCAUCAUGAUGCGAGGCUAUAUGUUGAAAGCCCUAAAUGAGAAAAAAAUCCCCCUGACCGAGACCUUGAUUGAUCUGCUACACACAGACACCGAUCUGGGCGUGAAAAGCCAAUUAUCCGAUGCUAUCAAAAUUUUAUUAGACCCGCAGACUCCCGUCCCGGAGGCCUUGAGAGCUGGCGCCGAUUACCUGACGAAGCUACGGUCUCAGAAUACCUUUCCGGACACUUUUGUACAGCAACAUUUUGAUGAAUCUGCACGGCGGCUGUUUUUACCACUGAAGGAGUUGGAAAAUAGACAAAAUCUCAGCGACUUAUCCUUUCACGAAGUCGCGCUAUUAUCCCAUCUGGUCGACAUUCUCACCUUUUUUGUUCGACAGCAUUUAUUUCGAACCCGUAAUUUCAUACAUGAAGAGGCGAUGGCUCCUCGAAUAGCGCGACUGCUCACAACACCCCAAAAGCAUUUAAAACUGACUGCGAUCAAAUUUUUCCGCACAUUGAUUAGCCUGCAAGAUACCUUCUAUUAUUCUCAAAUGACGCACAACAACACCUUUGAUCUGAUUCUCAACAUUGUAUACGAGACGAUGCCACGCGAUAAUUUGCUCAACUCUGCCUGUUUGGAGCUAUUCGAAUACGUCAAGCGCGAAAAUAUCAAGCCCAUCAUAAUCCAUCUUUGUGAAAACUACCGCGAGAAGAUAAAAAACAUUACCUAUGUGGAAACCUUCCGGAACCUGAUGUUCCGUUACGGCCAAAUGCAGGGCUACGGUGCUGAAAUGGGUCCAACAUUAUUCAGCCAGAACGAAUCCGUGGCCCCUACAAGAGGCCUCCUCAAUGGCGGCCAGCGUUGGCAAGGUGUCAGGGAAAUGGAUGCGGCGGAGGAGGAAUAUUUCGACGCAUCUGACGAUGAAGAAGACGAGGUAGGCGGCUUCUCAUCUCACGAAGUUAUGCAAGAUGGUGUGUCAGUGAAGACAACCGAACUUAUCAUCCCGCAUCAGCAGGUCAAACAUGCCCUCGAGACACCUGGGGUACUCAACGGAUCGCCAUCUCCAGCCGCCAAACCCUUGGUUGACUACCCCGACGAUGAUGACGACGACGACCCUAUGGAAAUGAACCAAGAAGCAACGCUGCACGGCCAAGACGCUGCAGCCCCAGCCCCGGCACCAGCAGCGCCCCCGGCCCAAGAAACCCCCGAAAAAUCCCCGCCGCAAGAUCCCCUCACUCAGAUGUCGUUCCAUGGCGAGCUGAUCUUCGAACGCUUCUCCGAGAAACGACGCCGAGAAGAAGACGAUGACGACGACGAGUUGAUCAAGCUGUCGUCGGCCUCCAAACGCCGCGGCUCGAGCGCGAGUAUGAGCAGCGUCAGCAGUGCUGCCGCGCAGAAGCAAACCGCUGCACAAUCACCGCCUGCAUCGUCGGCGCAGAAGAAAGUGGACCAGGCUUCCCCCGGCACGCCUGGAACCCCGAGCAAGAAGAUAUCUAUUAAUUUGGGGAAAACCGCGGUGUCGCAGACCACUUUGAAAAAUACCCACGCUCCACUGGCGGAUAGCAAUCAUGAUGACGAGAAGAAGAAGAAUCACUCUGCUGAAAGCGGCGAGGCUGGCGGCAAUGAUACUAGCGCAACAGGCUGA